CGAGUAACGAAAUUGAUUUGUGAGUACCGAAUCGGUACUUCGAGUCAACCGAUGUACCCGUUACUCGGUAACGAAUACAUGCGGUUUGCUCCAGCUCUAAUCGUAAUAAGUAUUCCAUCAUGGCUGGCUGUUUGUAGCAGUCAGGAGGAUGGAAAUAAAUAUUAUUUUAUUAGUGUGUAAUUUGUUUCAAAUUGCAGUUUACAGUCAUCAUGCACGGAUGUCUGUCAACAAUAGAAACUCGAGACUAGAAACAUGGCUGACAGUGAAACAGAGGACAACAUUAACAAAGCCAUAGAAGCAUGCAACACCGCUCAAGCUAUGAUAGAUAUUAAUGCGGAACAUCUUGACGGAUUGCGAACACAGUGUGCUACUAGUGCUGAACUAACACAACAUGAAAUUAGAACACUUGAAAGUAAACUUAUAAAAUUAUUUAGUCGUCAGUUAGUUGCUAAACUAAAAUGUCCAGAAAGCGCAACACUUCCGGAAUUGGUUCAAUAUCCUCGUUUGCAGAAGUGGCUUCAAGUUGUUGGCCUCUGUCAAAAAUCCAUGGAGAACAUCAGUACAAAAAUUUCCACUAUGGAACUGCUGUUGAAAUUACCUGAGCAAGAAGUUAAAAAUGUUAUGCAUAUAUCAGAAGCUAAAGAUGAAGAGAAAAGAAGAUUAUUAAUAGCUCUAAGGAAUUUAAAAGCUUACACUGAACGUCAGAUUCGAGGUGAAAUUACUACAGCAGCAGAUUUAGAUCUUCAUUGGGAUUCAUGGGACAGAAACUCUACGAUAAGUUCUUCCCCAAGAACUCAUCAUCAGCGAAGGGUUGCCAGAUCUUCUGUCCCAUCUGAGGAACUAUUGAAAAGCACACCAACUCAUAGCCCCCAGUCUCCUCCGACAAGCAUGAGUUCUAGCCUUCAUGCGGGACACCACAUUGGCCACAUAUCUAUUUCCUCUUCGUCCUCUGUUAUCUCCUCUGCACACCAUGGGCCAUGGUCACCAACCCUCAAUUCAACUGUACUGUCUCCUAGUAUGCCUUCCUCGAGAGAACGGAGAUAUACUCCACCUCCCACUCCUCCCAUAUCUGGAAAAAAGAGUGAUAAUAAAAAAUUUCCGACCACACCGCCUCCCAGCAAAAAACAUCAGACGAAUCUCCUGCCAGAAAUUUAUCCUCUCACUAAGAGCAAAUCUCAUGAAGAGCACCUAGCCAAUAGGAUAGAGCAGACUGAUACUGUGUCCCAAAGUCAAAAUGAUAAUGUUCCUCGUCGUAGGCUAGCUACAGAACCAGGGUUGGAAUCUUCAGGAUUAGGCCAGAUGUCUCCUCUUAUGUCAUCGCCAAACAGGUCUCCUCCUUUUGUUAGUCCUGACCAACAGACAGAUGGCUGUUUUGUCGAUGAUACAUCCUCACAAUUCACUGCCUUGUCAGUUCCAAGAUCUCCUAGAACACAUGGAAUGGUGCAUGUUAUCCACCAUAGAUUUACCCAUGUAGUAAAACCAACAACUUGUGAUUUUUGUGAAAAAAAAGUUCUUUUUGGUUUCAAAUGUAAGGAAUGCAAGUAUCGAGCUCAUAAACAGUGUGUUAGUAAAGUGCCUCCAUCUUGUGGAUUGCCCAAUGAAUUAGUUGAUGUAUUUGUUCAAACGAUAAGGAAUGAUGAAAAUCGCUCUCCUAUGGUCUCAAGAACUCAUGUAGCAAGUCCAGCCAAUAUGGUCCGUCAGCAGCAGCAGCAGUUAAUUAGCCUUUCUGCUUUUCCUGCUCAUGAUUCUUCAUCGAAUACAUCCUCUUGUAACUCAUCUACUCCGUCUUCUCCCGCAUUGAUCACUGCAGCACAGCAGUCAUCACCACCAGCCCCUAUGUAUCAGUUCCAAUUUCCAGAUGUAGAUAAUACAAGUAAAGGAGUAACUUUGGAAACAAAACCAUUGGUUGAUAAUGAACUAGUAGAAACUCAGAAAUCUAAUGACAGUGAUAAAACAUUUGGUUCUGGAAGUACGGAUUCAGAUAAAACAUUAGCUGGUCGUGUAGAUUCUCAGGAUAGUCAGAUAUCUUGUGAAGAUCCAAAUGAAAGGUCUUGGCCGAGACAAAAUAGCCUGUCACUAAGAGAGUGGGAUAUACCAUAUGAUGAGCUUGAUAUUAAUGAAGAAGUUGGCACUGGGCGAUUUGGAACAGUUUAUAAAGGGAACUGGCAUGGAAGUGUGGCUAUCAAAAUGUUAGAUAUGGAUCAUGUAGAUGAUAAAAAAACUUUAGAGACAUUUAAGCAAGAGGUUGCAACUUUUCGAAAAACCCGUCAUGAGAACUUGGUACUUUUUAUGGGAGCUUGCAUGAAACCUCCAAAAUUGGCUAUUGUUACUAGUUUGUGUAAAGGAAUGACUUUAUUUACACACAUUCAUCUACGGAAAGAUAAAUUUAAUCUUAACCGGACAAUCACAAUAGCUCAGCAGAUAUCUCAGGGUAUGGGAUAUCUUCAUGCCAGGGAUAUUAUUCAUAAAGAUCUGAAAACAAAAAACAUUUUUUUUGAAAAUGGCAAAGUAGUAAUUACUGAUUUUGGUUUAUUUUCGGUUACAAAAUUAUGUCACGGUAAUAGGUAA
Stegodyphus dumicola is the source of this 2568-nucleotide messenger RNA. Its product is annotated as kinase suppressor of Ras 2-like. Gene Ontology annotation, biological process: protein phosphorylation. Lineage: Eukaryota; Metazoa; Arthropoda; Arachnida; Araneae; Eresidae. Gene Ontology annotation, molecular function: protein binding; ATP binding; protein serine/threonine kinase activity. The record is from RefSeq and is a predicted model, not a curated record.